Messenger RNA from Camarhynchus parvulus, 1710 nucleotides. RefSeq names its product mucin-5AC-like. The transcript has a single exon. The annotation marks the transcript as partial. NCBI's taxonomy places the organism in Eukaryota, Metazoa, Chordata, Aves, Passeriformes, Thraupidae. The record is from RefSeq and is a predicted model, not a curated record.
AUGCCCACUGAAUCAACCACCUCCACCACCAUCAUCACCACCUUAACCACAUUCAGCACCCCCAUUGAGUCCACCACCUCCACCACGUCCUCAACCACCUCAACCACAUUGUCUGGUCCCAAUGGAUCAACCACGCCCACCUCCUCCUCCACCACCCCCACCGAGUCCACCAUGUCCACCAUCACCUCAACCACGUCAGCCACUCCCACUGAAUCGACCACAUCCACCAGCACCUCAACCACCUCAGUUGCGCCUACCGAAUUGACCACGUCCAUCACCACCUCAACCACCUCCAUCACCCCCACCGGCUCCACCACCUCCACCACCUCAGCUGCACCCACUGAGCCCACUACGUCCACCUCAACCUCAACCAUCUCAGGCGGCCCCACUGAGUCAACCACGUCCACCACCAGCACUUCAACCACCUCGUCCUCCUCCACUGCCCCCACCGAGUCCACCACCUCCACCUCAACCACCUCAACCACCUUGACCAGGCCCACUGAAUCAACCACCUCCACCACCUCCACCACCCUCACCGAGUCAGCCACAUCCACCACCAGAACCUCAACCACAUCGGCCGCUCCCACCGAAUCAACCACGCCCACCACCACCUCAACCACCUCCACCACCACCACCGAGUCCACCAUGUCCACCACCACCACCUCAACCACCUCAGUCGUGCCUACCGAAUCAACCACGUCCAUCACCACCUCAACCACCUCAACCAACCCCAUCGAGUCCACCACCACCUCAACCACCUCAACCACCUCGGCCACCCCCGCUGAGUCCGCCUCCACCUCAACCACCUCGACCUUGCCCACGGAAUCAACCGCGUCCACCACUGGGUCCACCACCUCCACCACCUCAGCUGCACCGACUGAUUCCACCAUGUCCACCACCAGCUCUUCAACCACGUCAGGUGCCCCCACCUCCUCCACCACCUCCACCACCUCAGCCGCGCCUACCCAAUCAACCAUGUCCACCACCAGCACCUCCACCACCUCAGCUGCACCCACUGAGUCCACCACAAGCACCUCAAUCACCUCCGUCUCCUCCACCACCUCCACCUCCUCCACCACCUCAGCUACAUCUACCGGAUCAACCACCUCCACCACCAGCACCUCAACCACUUCAUCCACCUCAGCCGUCCCCACCGAGUCCACCACCUCCACCACCUCCUCAACCACCUCAACCACGUCAUCCAGUCCCACUGAAUCAACCAUGCCCACCUCCUCCUCCACCACCCCCACCGAGUCCACCAUGUCCACCAUCACCUCAACCACGUCAGCCGCUCCCAUUGAAUCAACCACGUCCACCAUCACCUCAACCACCUCCAUUGCGCCUUCCGGAUUGACCACGUCCAUCACCACCUCAACCACCUCGAUCACCCCCACCACCUCCACCACCUCAGCUCCACCCACUGAGUCAACCACGUCCACCUCAACCUCAACCACCUCAGCCAGGCCCAAUGAGUCCACCGCGUCCACCACAUCCAUCACCACCUCAACCACAUUGGCCCCCACCACCGAUUCAACCAUCUCCACUUCCUCCUCAACCACCUCACCUGCCCCUACUGAAUCAACCACGUCCACCACCACCUCAACCACCUCGGCUGGGCCCUCCGAAUCAACCACGUCCAUCACCACCUCAACCACCUCAGUCGCGCAUUCCGAAUUGACCACGUCCAUCACCACCUCAACCACCUCCAUC